GAAACAAAUAUAUUAUUUUAAUCAUUCUUUCUAAAAACACACAUGCUAAACCCUAAAUAAACUAAAAAAUUAGUCUUCAAAUAAUUAAUUUCAUCUAGUGGCCAAGUCUUAUUACACACUAAAAAUAGGAGAGUAGACUUAGCACACCAUAAAGACUAGUUCAUUCUACAACUUCCUCACUUCUUCUGCAUAAAUACCAAACAUGUGAAGCCAUUGAGGUUUAGCUUUUCAGCACACAAGAUGAAUCUCAACGCCUCCUUUUCUCUCCUCUCCCUAACCCUUUUACUCCUCUUCUCUCCCAUCGUUACAGCCGAUAACAUCACACAUGCGUUUGAGAAAUACUCCAAUUUCAGCACCAUGAGUGAGCUCUUCACCAAAACCAAGCUCACUACACUCAUAAGCAAAUACCAAACCAUAACCCUACUCGCUGUUAACAACAACAACAUCAGCUCUAUCACAAACAAAUCCGCCAUUGAGCUCAAAAACAUCCUCAUGACUCAUGUCAUUCUUGACUACUACGACGAGCUCAAGCUUAAGGGGAUGAAGGAGAAGAGCAUAAUGCUCACUACCUUGUACCAAACAACCGGUUUAGGUGAAGAGAUGAAUGGUUUCCUCAAUUGUACCAAAUCUAAAGGAAAAGUUUACUUUGGAUCCGGAGUAAAGGGCUCACCACUAAACGCUGAGUAUGUUACCACGUUGUAUCACAACCCUUUUAACCUGUCUAUAAUACAGAUUAGCAUGCCCAUUGUGGCUCCUGGACUCAGCUUAGCAGUUCUCCCACCUCCACCACCACCCGUUCCUUUAGCUCCAGCUCCUGCUCCAUCUCCUAUGGAUGCUGCAAUGGCUCCAAGUCCAUCUCCCAUGAGUGGUGCAACAGCUCCAGCUCCAGCUCCAGCUCCAGCUCCUGGACCAGGUGAUGAAGACAAUGCCUCGGAUAGUAAUGUUCCAAAACUUACACCUGAAACAGAGACACCUGAGGUUGAUUCUCCAGCACCUACUCCAAGCGCUGAUAAUGAGAAGAUUGAAGCUGCUGAUAAGGCUGGGAAGACCUCUUCUGCUUGCAAGACACGUUUUAGCUUUGAAGUUGUAGUUCUCUUGAUAGUAUUUUUUGUUAGCUUUGCUUGGUUUUAAGAUGGAGUUAGAUCAUGUGGUCUGAUGACAAUAACGGUAGAUGAGAUUCAAAAACAUUUAUUCAUUUUGUAGCUUUUUUUUACCAAGAAGAGAGACCACUGUGAUCAUGCAAAUGUCCUGUUGAACUUGUUACACAGUUCUAAUUCUUAAGUGUGUUACGUUUAAAACAUAGAUUAAUCAAUGCCAUUAAUGUUAGAAAAACAUGCCUGAUCACAACGGAAAACGCUUCUGCAUCUGUUUGCUUCAAACAAUGAGAUGACUAAAACGAGCCCUUACAAAUACGAGUUAACCUCCUCACACUGUCGCACAAAAAACAGAUCAACCAAGCUAAUCGUAACAACGAGACUGCACUUACAAAAGUGAACCUAACUGAUCCAACAACCAACAUUGCUCUAGAAAGUCUUAUACAUAUAGGGGUGUCAAUUGGUUGGGCCACCCAUGGGUUCACCCAUUCAAAACAAGCAUGGGUGGGUGAUGGUCAUACCCAAAUAAGUUAUGGUCUAACUGGGCUAAAAACCCACUUUGCCCAUGGGCUAACUGUUCCAAACCAAAUGGGUGUUGGGCUGGCCCAAAACAUUUAAUUUCUAGGUUUAGGCAAUUUGGGGAAAAUUGAAAAUUCACGUUCUCUUCUUCUCUUCUCCCAUUAGACGAUUCUCUUCUUCUCUUCCACUAUUUCUCUUCUCCAUUCCCAGAUUUUCGUAGCCGCGAGUCCUCCCUUACGUCUUCCUUAUGAAUCAGUAACCAUUGCUCUGUUGUAAUCUCCCUUACGUCUUUCACCAUUGCUCUGAAACUUCUUUUAGCUGUCUUCUUCUGUGUUUCUCUUCCUUGUUAUCUGCUCAUAAGGAGGUUCAGUUUUGUCUCCAUCUCUCCGCGGCGAUUUCAGAGAAGGAGAAAGAAGAAGAGAGUGGAGAGUCUAUAGACUUGAAUUGAGAAACCAGCAUUUUCAUUCACUUGCUGCCUCAGCUUGGUCUUCAGGCUGCAAAUAAGAGGAGACAAAGUCACAAAGCUGGAACAAAGUGAAUUCAUAAACAGUGUUGUUAAAAACUUAAGUCAUUUGAGAUUGUUUCAGAUUUUCAAAAUUUUAAUGUUUUUUAAAGUUUCAAAAUUUUACUACUCAAUUUUGGAUAUUUCUAUCAUAUUUCAAUGUUGUUUAAUAUUUAAAAUGAGCUUAAAUUGAAUUUAAACAGAUUUGGGCA
Molecule: messenger RNA, 2327 nt
Organism: Brassica rapa (field mustard)
Lineage: Eukaryota; Viridiplantae; Streptophyta; Magnoliopsida; Brassicales; Brassicaceae
Product: fasciclin-like arabinogalactan protein 5
Cellular component (GO): plasma membrane
Source: RefSeq, a predicted model, not a curated record